AUGAACACAAACUGGAGCCAGUGGAGCGGCUGGUCUCAUUGCACCAAACUGUGCGGAGCUUGCGGUAAACAAAUACGUAUAAGGACAUGUUUAAAUAUGACAAGCGUUUGCAAUUCAACAACGGAGAAAAGAGUCUGCAACAGGCAGCCAUGCUUUCAUCCACAUACGCAGAUGUGUUGCACUGGCUAUAAAUUAGGAGCAGUAAAUGGAAAUUUUUCUUGCAUCAGUCAUCUUGAAGCAUUCAAUUAA
Messenger RNA from Dracunculus medinensis (Guinea worm), 249 nucleotides. NCBI's taxonomy places the organism in Eukaryota, Metazoa, Nematoda, Chromadorea, Rhabditida, Dracunculidae. The record is from the annotation of a GenBank genome assembly.